Messenger RNA from Lolium rigidum, 519 nucleotides. RefSeq names its product probable glutathione S-transferase GSTU6. The record is from RefSeq and is a predicted model, not a curated record. Lineage: Eukaryota; Viridiplantae; Streptophyta; Magnoliopsida; Poales; Poaceae. Gene Ontology annotation, cellular component: cytoplasm. Gene Ontology annotation, molecular function: glutathione transferase activity. Gene Ontology annotation, biological process: glutathione metabolic process.
CGAUGGCCGGAGGUGGAGGAGACGAUGUGAAGCUGCUGAGCUUUUGGGCGAGCCCGCCGGCCCUGCGAGUGCGCCUGGCGCUCAGCAUCAAGGGCGUGAACCACGAGUACGUGGAGGAGGACCUCCGGAACAAGAGCGAGCUGCUCCUCCAGUCCAACCCCGUCCACAAGAAGGUCCCGGUGCUGAUCCACGGCGGCAAGCCCGUCUGCGAGUCGCUGGUCAUCGUCCAGUACAUCGACGAGGCUUUCAGCGGCCCUGAUCUCCUCCCGGCCGACCCCUACGAGCGCUCCGUGGCUCGGUUCUGGGCCGCCUUCGUCGACGACAAGUUCGCGAAGGCGAUGUACCAGGCGUCAUGGGGCAAGAUGGACGAGGAGAAGGUGGAGGGGAAGAAGCAGGUGUUGGAGGCGGUGGAGACCCUGGAGGGAGCCCUGAGGGAGUGCUCCAAGGGGAAGAGCUUCUUCGGCGGCGACAGCCCCGGGUACGUGGACGUGGUGCUCGGCGGCAUGCUCGCGUGGGUGC